Messenger RNA from Talaromyces proteolyticus, 1122 nucleotides. Its product is annotated as atypical L-asparaginase, rhizobium type. The transcript has a single exon. The coding region runs from base 1 to 1122 and encodes 373 amino acids. NCBI's taxonomy places the organism in Eukaryota, Fungi, Ascomycota, Eurotiomycetes, Eurotiales, Trichocomaceae. The record is from RefSeq and is a predicted model, not a curated record.
AUGGGCAAACGCAAAGACUGCAUAAUAACAGACCGCAAUGGCAUAAUCGAAAACCGGCACGAAGUGCACGUCGCCGUGAUAGACUCCGACACGGGAAGACUGCUCUACAGCGUCGGCGAUCCCUCACGCAUAACACUAACUCGCUCUGCCGCAAAACCAGCGCAGGCACUCGCCGUCCUCGAAACGGGAGCGCUGGAGCAAUUCGGGUUCGACGAAGCUGAUUUGGCGUUGAUGUGUGCUUCGCAUAAUAGUGAAGAAAGACAUCUUUCUCGCGCGCGGAGCAUGUUGGCCCGAGUUCCCGGUGCGCGAGAAGCUCAUCUUCGCUGCGGUGGGCAUCCGGCUUUGUUGGAAUCGGUUAAUCGAACAUGGAUCAAAAAUGAUUUUGUGCCGACCGCCGUGUGCAAUAAUUGUUCUGGUAAGCAUGUGGGUAUGUUGGCUGGAGCCAAAGCUAUUGGAGCCGGGUUUGAGGAUUAUCAUUUGCCAACUCACCCAAUCCAGAUCAGGGUUAAGAGUGUUGUGAGAGAGUUGAGUGGCAGCAAUAGUACCACAUGUAAAUGGGGUAUCGAUGGCUGCAAUCUGCCUGCGCCUGCUUUGCCUCUUCAUCUUAUGGCAAAGCUAUACGGCGCUUUCGCUACUGCUGCUGGUAUUGAAAAUAGCAAAGAAACGAAGCCCAGAGAAAAGGCGCUGGCUCGAAUUUUCAACUCUAUGACCCAGUACCCCGAGCUUGUCGGAGGAGAAGGUCGAUUCUGCACAACGCUCAUGGAAGCAUACGAGGGUAGGUUGAUUGGUAAAGUCGGUGCCGAAGGAUGUUACGGAGUUGGUAUACGAGCAUCGGAAGAUACCAGGCGGUUAGGUGCAAGUGGAGCGAUUGGGGUUGCCGUCAAGAUUGAGGAUGGAAAUUUGGGGAUUCUCUAUUCAGCAGUCGCAGAAAUUCUUGAACAGUUGGCGAUUGGUACGCCAGAGAUGCGUCGGAAAUUAGACAAAUUUCAUAAACCUGCUGUUUUGAAUACGGCCGGCGUUAUUACGGGACAUACAUCUCAUUUGUUUACCUUGGAUUCACCUGAACAGGGUUGUUUUGAGCAGGGGAUAGACGGAUCCGCUGUGUUCGUAGGUAAUACAUAG